Messenger RNA from Andrographis paniculata, 1606 nucleotides. Its product is annotated as glycerol-3-phosphate dehydrogenase [NAD(+)]-like. The transcript has 10 exons. Bases 230 to 1393 code for a protein of 387 amino acids. Lineage: Eukaryota; Viridiplantae; Streptophyta; Magnoliopsida; Lamiales; Acanthaceae. The record is from RefSeq and is a predicted model, not a curated record. Gene Ontology annotation, molecular function: protein homodimerization activity; glycerol-3-phosphate dehydrogenase [NAD(P)+] activity; NAD binding. Gene Ontology annotation, biological process: glycerol-3-phosphate catabolic process; carbohydrate metabolic process. Gene Ontology annotation, cellular component: cytosol; glycerol-3-phosphate dehydrogenase (FAD) complex.
GAGCAGAGCUGAAUUGAGUUGAGUUGUAUAGAGUAGAUCGCCAAAUUUUAACAGGAUGUGAAUCAGGCUCGCACAUAGAAAAUGACGAUACGUGUCUGCCUUCUCCUUCUCCGCCCAGUUGCCAUUUAACUCCCUCUUCCCCCAACUCCUACUCCUACUCCUACUCCUAUAUUCAAUUCAUUUCAUUCCAUUCCAUCCCAUUCCCUAUCCUCCAUUCCUUUAUUUUAUCAUGACUCCUUCCCUUGGAGAUACCGCCGAUAAUACAGUCUCCGCCGCCGCUACCGGAGGAGGAGCUAUGCCGCCUGUCACUGUCACCUCCAGAGUCACGGUGGUCGGCAGCGGCAAUUGGGGAAGCGUCGCCGCCAAACUCAUCGCUUCCAACACGCUAAAGCUCGACUCUUUCCAUGAUGAAGUGAGAAUGUGGGUAUUUGAAGAGACACUUCCAACGGGUGAAAAACUCUCAGAAGUAAUCAACAGAGCUAAUGAGAAUGUCAAGUAUCUUCCAGGCAUAAAGCUCGGUAAAAACGUCGUUGCAGACCCUGAUCUCGAAAGUGCAGUGAGGGAUGCCAACAUGUUAGUGUUUGUGACACCUCAUCAGUUUAUGGAGGGCAUUUGUAAACGCCUGGCGGGGAAGAUAAGGGAUGAUGCAGAAGCAAUCUCUCUCAUCAAAGGAAUGGAGGUGAAGAGGGAAGGGCCAUGUAUGAUCUCUUCCCUCAUAACCGAAUUGCUUGGGAUUAAUUGUUGUGUUCUGAUGGGUGCCAACAUUGCCAACGAGAUUGCAGUAGAGAAAUUUAGUGAGGCUACGGUUGGAUAUAGGAGAAGCAGAGAGACUGCCGCAAAAUGGGUGCAGCUGUUCAAUCAUCCAUACUUUAUGGUCUCAGCAGUCGAAGAUGUGGAAGGAGUCGAGCUAUGCGGAACACUAAAGAAUGUGGUGGCUCUUGCAGCAGGAUUUGUGGAUGGGUUGGAGAUGGGAAAUAACACCAAGGCUGCAAUCAUGAGAAUUGGUUUGAGAGAAAUGAAAGCUUUCUCGAAGCUACUCUUCCCUUCAGUCAAAGACAGCACCUUCUUCGAGAGUUGCGGCGUGGCAGACUUAAUCACAACCUGCUUGGGAGGAAGAAACAGAAAAUGUGCAGAGGCUUUUGCUAGGAACGGCGGAAAGAGAUCAUUGGAUGAGCUAGAAGCAGAGAUGCUGCAAGGCCAGAAACUACAGGGUGUGUCGACUGCAAAGGAAGUUUAUGAGGUGUUGAACCAUAGGGGUUGGCUGGAGCUCUUUCCACUCUUCAAAACUGUCCAUGAGAUCUGCAUUGGCCGUCUGCCUCCAACAGCCGUAGUGGAGUACAGCGAGCACACUCCGAACUACUCCCUGGUGGAAGGAUCUGCACAGUAUUUCUGAAACCACAGUCUCAAGCAUCCUAUACUGAUGUGUGUCAAACUCUGUCUUGUGUCCGAAACAGAAAACACUAGUGCUUAGGUUUGAACUCUAUAUUGUGGUCAAAAUAUCUGCUAUUUUGGCAUUGCCAUGGCAUCCAUCUUGUUGUGCCUAUGCAGUUUCAACGAUUGCUUUUGCAUGCUCUCAGGAAUUUGACAAUUUUAACUAUUUUCAUUC